This is a messenger RNA of Trachymyrmex cornetzi, 947 nucleotides long. RefSeq names its product mitochondrial inner membrane protease ATP23 homolog. The record is from RefSeq and is a predicted model, not a curated record. Gene Ontology annotation, biological process: mitochondrial proton-transporting ATP synthase complex assembly; mitochondrial protein processing. The transcript has 6 exons. Gene Ontology annotation, molecular function: metalloendopeptidase activity. Lineage: Eukaryota; Metazoa; Arthropoda; Insecta; Hymenoptera; Formicidae. The coding region runs from base 79 to 888 and encodes 269 amino acids.
CUCUAAAAUAUCAAACUUCAACGCUGAUCUCGAUUCACGAGGCUGACCGCCGCAUUUUUUUGCCAGAUUCUUUCAUUUAUGAGUGAAAACGCGUCAAAUGAGUGUAUUUUUAUUAAGAUUUUAGUUCAGAAUGAGAAUGAAGAAAAAAGAGAUGAAAGUGGUGUCAGUCAAGGAACAGCCUUGGAUAAUGAAAAUUUAUGGGGAUCUGAUAUGUAUCCAGAAAGGAGAGGAGGAAAAUUUCAGCACAGUUGGCUUAAGAUAUUAUUUGGUGCUCAGGGACGUGAAUCAAUAGACAAAAAUCGAUGCGAACACAAUGUUUAUAAAUGUAUACAAGAAGGUCCUAUAAUAAAACUCAUGAUGGGAGCACUGAAGAGUUCUGGAUGUGAAAUAGAUAUUCGACGACACAUUUCUUGUGAAGUGUGUAAUCCGUCUGUAACUGGUGGAUAUGAUUCAGAACUUAAUCAGGUAGUUAUCUGUCAAAAUUCAGCAUAUAAUGAAAACAUGGUUCGAGGAGUUCUUGUACAUGAAAUGAUUCAUAUGUUUGAUUACUGCCGUAAUAAAUUAGAUGUUAAAAAUAUUGAUCAUCUAGCCUGUACAGAAAUUAGAGCAGCAAAUCUUGGACACUGUAGUUUUAUGAGUUCACUAUUACAAGGCGAUUCGUCUUUUAUUAAUAUAAAAGCAACACAUCAGAAUUGUGUAAAACAUAAAGCACGACUGUCAGUAAUGGCUGUGCACAAAGUAUCAAAAGAAGUUGCAGAAGCAGCUAUAGAGAGAGUUUUUACAAAGUGUUAUAAUGAUUUAGAACCAAUUGGCAGAAGAGUUCGUAGAAAUUCAUUUGAUAUGCCGAGAGCAUAUGCGGAAGGACAUUUAUAUGGAUAUGACGUGUAAAUAUAUAUUUAAAAAAUUGUAUGAAAAAAUUAUACAUAGCAGUAUAAAUACAAUAAUAG